AUGCUGAAUACAUAAUCAUAUCAUCCUCAGAGAAAUAGAAUGGUGAGUUAGAGCAAAUAAAUUUAGAAAGCUCAUCCUAACCAAGUUUAUAAAUAAUCUAGCCAGUAAUUAAAUAAUAACAGAAAUUUUGCACAUAGCAACUAAAAUGUUGCCUAAAGGCCAUUUAAAAUAGUUAUAAUGGCAUAAUAAGAAGAGAAAUCAAUAAAUCAAACUUAAACUCAAUAAAAGGAUUAAAAAAUGAGUGAAAAUUUACCAACGAAAUCUGAUUAAGAAGUAUAAACAUAAAUAAUACAGGAGAUCCCUUUGCAGAGUAAGGAAUCUAAACCUUAAGAAAUAUAAAAUACUGAUCAAAUUGCAAAAGCAACAAAAGAGGAGCCUAAACCUUAGAAGCCAAUCAUUAUAAGUGAAGAGGCGAAAAAGAGAGAGUAAGAGCUUAACUUGUAAUAUCUUAUGAUGCAAAAACUGUUGUAUGCUAAAGAACCAUUUUCUAAUAAGCAGUAUUAGCAAACAAACAGGAAAGAUUAAACGAAUAGUAAAUAUGGAGAGGAUGACAAUGAAGAAAUUCAAGAUGAGAGUGUAAAUUUACUUUCUGAUGAAGAAGAUUAAUAGCAUCAAGGGGAGGCUUAUAUUGAUAGUAGUUUGAUUGACUAAAAUGCUAAUUUUCACCUCAAAAAUAGAUAGAAAGGUUUUGAUGGGUUCUAGAAAUUGAUAUGCCCAUUGUGUCUAAAAUUCAUGUACAAGUGUACAUCAGCAGUAUGUGGUCACUCUUUUUGUGAAAAAUGCUUAGAUGAAUACCUAAUAAUAAGAGAAAGCUGCUUUGUUUGUGAUGAGUUUAUAAAGAAGAGACCUCUUCAAAGUUGCUUUUCCAUUGAUAAUGUGAUAGACUAACUCGUUUUAAAUUCCCAAAAUAAGGAAUAGAUUGAAAUUUGGGAGAAAUAGAAAUUAGAUCAUAAAACUUGGACUGAUUAAAGAAAGCUGAAGAACGUUGAGGUUGGAGACUUAGUUGAUAUGAGAGACAAUGUUUAUAUAUGGUGUGUAGCAACAGUAACAAUGAAAAUUGAAAAAGCAAAUAAAGAGCCACUUUUAAUAGUUCAUUAUGAGGGAUGGAACAAUUACUAUGAUGAGUUUGUUAAAAUUUCCUCAAUAAGAUUGGCACCAUUGGGCUUCUACACAAGUAGAAAUGACAUUCCUAAAUAUUAACUCAAAUAAGAAAAUGCGAUGACUGGAGAUAUCAUAAAUAGAAUUCCACCCAAGAAGGUCAAAGAUCAGCAAGUAGAGAAUAAAACCAGCAGCAAUCAGGGAAGCAAGUCUGAAAAUCAAUCACAAAAGAAAGAACAAAUAGCGGAAUCUGGAACAAGCAAUAAUUAAGCUUUGUCGUAGGAGCAGAAAGAUCUUAUCUAAAUGAGGCGCGAAGCAAAUGCUCAUAUAGGUGACACUCUAUAUGAUAAGAUUGAUGAAUAUUUCGAUGCUCUAUAAAGGCUUAGCAAUGGCGAGAUAAAUGAAGAUAAAAAUCCUCGCUAUCAAGUAUAUUAUGUCAGGAAUUACAUAGAUUAUCUUAACAAAGGCCAUAUAGAAGAAGGUGGUAGUAUAAUAGAUUAGAUAUUCAAUGAUGUUCCCCCAAGCAUUAUUCAAAACUAUUAGAAUUCUAUGUAAUAAAAUGCUAUUGCUAGGAUAGAUUAGAAUCCCUAACUAUAAUAGCAACAUUAAGCUUUAGUUAGAUAGCCUGGAUUCGGAGGAUUGAUGCCUCCGAGAUGA
This is a messenger RNA of Stylonychia lemnae, 1755 nucleotides long. Lineage: Eukaryota; Ciliophora; Spirotrichea; Sporadotrichida; Oxytrichidae. The record is from the annotation of a GenBank genome assembly.